GAACUCUACCAUCCGCGUUGCUUGCAAAACAUGCGCGUUGUUGACAAGCUGAUCGGGUGUUGCUGAACGAUGCGGGUAAUCUUGCACUGAAGUUACAUUUGGUGGCGAUUGCGCGUUGUACGUAGGCCACUUAUACGUACACACCGAGGUAAUAGAUGGUUGGCAUUGGACUUCAACAUUAGCUAUCUUUUAGAAAAAAAUGAGUAGCCAGUUACCAAGAAGGAUCAUCAAGGAGACACAGCGACUGAUGGCAGACCCUGUGCCUGGCAUCAGCGCAGUGCCAGAUGAACAAAAUGCCAGGUACUUCCAUGUGAUAGUGGCAGGUCCGGAGGGUUCACCGUUUGAAGGCGGCGUAUUCAAGCUGGAGCUUUUUCUCCCAGAGGAGUACCCGAUGUCGCCUCCAAAGGUCCGGUUUAUGACGAAGAUUUAUCAUCCGAACAUCGACAAACUUGGGAGGAUCUGCCUAGACAUUCUAAAAGACAAGUGGUCGCCGGCGCUGCAGAUCCGUACCGUGCUGUUGUCAGUGCAGGCGCUGCUCAGCGCGCCCAACCCGGACGACCCGCUCGCCAACGACGUGGCCGAGCUCUGGAAGUGCGACGAGGCGGCGGCCAUUCGCAACGCGCGCGACUGGACCCACCGCUACGCCGUGGCCGACAAGUGAGCGGCGGCCGGCGCACGCU
Pollicipes pollicipes is the source of this 680-nucleotide messenger RNA. Its product is annotated as ubiquitin-conjugating enzyme E2 N. The coding region runs from base 200 to 661 and encodes 153 amino acids. The record is from RefSeq and is a predicted model, not a curated record. Lineage: Eukaryota; Metazoa; Arthropoda; Thecostraca; Pollicipedomorpha; Pollicipedidae. The transcript has 5 exons.